UUUCCUUUUCCUCAUCCUUUUUUUUGUUGUUUCGCGUUCCUUUUCCGAGGAAGACACUUCCCUUUUUCGUUUUCCUAUCUUUAAUUUUUUUUUAUAUAUCCUUACUAAAUAGCUGCGAGCCAGAUCUUCCCCUCCCUCAAAAGAAAGAGAGAAUCAACAAAAUUCUCAACAUGAACGGUGAACAAUCGCUCAGUUUAUAUUCAGUCGUGCCUCAUUUGGACUCUCCCGAAGAUCCUUUAGUCGAUUGCAUAUCAUGCACGCCACUGCAUAAUCAUGUUAAACAUAACAAUGACAAUGAACAUCUUCCCCGAAAGUACCCAAUCGAGGAAUAUUUCUCAUCCGCCGUGGCCCCCACACAUAACGAUGAAUACUGGUGGUGGAUGAUCAGUUCAAAUCUUAAUAAAGUCUCCAUCCACAACAAUCGACGCAUGCUUCCACCGACGGCAGACGCAGUUGCAUUUGAGGCGCAGACGCACGUACCACCGUUCAGGAAGGUGGAGCAUGGAGCGGCGACCGCUGGUUUUUACGGCGACGAUAUUGUAAUGACUCCGACUGAACUUCCGUCCGACACAUCUUCACCAUGUCUGUCAUCGUUGCAUCAGCCUCCAAUGACGGCUCAGUUGACUUGGCAACAAAGCAGCACUUCCCUUUCCACCUCGAAAAGGGCAUUCAGCGCCGAUCAUGGUUCCUCGUUUUCAUCGCUGUCAACCAUAGCGUCUUCCUCUCCUUCGACUUCGACGACUAAUACUUCCGUGAUCUAUCCUUUCAGCUCGUCUUCAACAGCUUCGCUGUCAUCUAUCAGCACAAGUCUGUCCGCAAGCACGUCAUCGUUGCCCCAGCGAAAGCGUUCACUAGCUCAUAUCAUUACUCCUAUGGACGUCACGUCCGAAGCGGACCCCGUGUCUUGCGGAUCGUCUCUUUUAUCGCCUACCACCGCUAUUGUGCCCAGCUUCAGUGAACCGAUUCCGACCGCUUCUGCGAUUCAGGACAUGGACACUUGGUCCAGGAGCCUAUCGUCAUCGUUAUUGCAACCUCCCAAGCGAACCAAGUCGUGUUCUCCAUGUCGGGAAGAUCAAACAGAGAAAGCCGACGCCGUGCCUCGAAGGCAAAAAUUGCGCUACGAAGGGGAUAACUAUACUCCGAAGUGGGUCCGGUAUACGGGACAUCGUAAAGAAGGUUACUGCGACAGUUGUGAACCAGGAGGAAAAUGGCUGCAACUGAAAAACAGCGCUUAUUGGUACCACAAACAGUUUUUCCAUGGUAUUUCGUCGGUAUCUGGGAAACCGUUUCUGGAUCCCAUCGACCAACGAGUCGGGCCCCAGCAAGAUACCAUUGAAGGGCUGUGCCAUCAAUGUCGACAGUAUGUUUUGAUAUGCAACGGAAGACGAAAAAAUAAUAAUGUUCUAUGGUACCGUCAUGCUCACAAGGUAAACAAAGAAAAAUGACAAUCGUAUUCAAUUGGUGUAGCCUGACCGGGAACUGACAUGACAUAAAAAUUUUCAUUGUUACAGUGCCAUGUCUAUGAUAAACCCAAAUCGACUAAAUUUCACAAAAAUCAGACCUUCAACGCAUCUAAAGAUUGAUAACCAAGAAAAUAACCACUUACACUCUUGAGUACGCACUUUUCAUCCCAAAACGAAAAAGAGAAAAAAAAAUCCCCAUCAGCAUCCACACGCAUAAAGAAAACGAAGGAGCGAUUCCUGGUUCACUUGAAAGAACAACACCGAACCUUACCCGCUUGUAUAUCCUUGUGUCUCUGUACACGCUUUGUACUCAGAUGUAUGCGUCCCGCAUUGUGUGGGAACAACAGUCUGUCGUGGUUUUUUUUUGGCCUUUUUACUGUUCAUAAAAGUUUACAAUCCGCUAAAAAUAAAAAAAAGCACGCAUUAUCAUCAAGCAUCGAAACUCUAUUGA
Radiomyces spectabilis is the source of this 1914-nucleotide messenger RNA. RefSeq lists its product as uncharacterized. The transcript is spliced from 3 exons. The coding region runs from base 171 to 1445 and encodes 424 amino acids. The record is from RefSeq and is a predicted model, not a curated record. Lineage: Eukaryota; Fungi; Mucoromycota; Mucoromycetes; Mucorales; Radiomycetaceae.